GUUUUUGUCUUUAGUACCGCUUAGGUAAUGUCCUAAUGGCCUUAACCAACGUCAAACAAGCAAGAUUAUCAGAGAUAUCUGCGUUUGACAAACCUUUUCAAGACUGAUGAGGAAUCGCACGUUUUCCUGUAUUCACUAAUAGAACAUGAGAAAUCAUGAGCCUGCACCGGUAGCGAGCCACGGAAAACGAACAAAGCAGAUUUAGCUUUCAAGCAAACUACACAAAAAGACAUCGAAACAUAUGCGAUUACGAACAAGAGUUUUAAGGGUUGAUUGCAAGUAGACAAGGGAGCUCGUUAACUCCGGAUUUCGUAAUUGUUUGAUUCAUUGACCAGAACUUGAACAAUAGUGAAGACAACCCAGCAAUUGGGCUCGACAACGAGUUUAGCAAAAUUACCAUCUUUAAAUUGACAAGGAAUAAUCAAGCAAUGAAAUUCAGUGGUAAUCAAAGCAAUAGAUACUGGUAGAAUGAUGAGUUCAAUGGACUAAACCACGACUUAUAUAUAGGCAUUCAAGUUAUCAACCAAUAAAAGUAUCAUCAUUAGAGUACUGCAUAAGAACGAUUCCACCUGCAAGUAACCCUUCGCGCUAUGGAGAAUAAAACGGAUACGUUUGCUAAGGACAAGGCCGAAUACAGCUUGGGUUUUGUGGUUGGUAUGACUUCUUGUCUAUGUAUCGCCGCCCUGAUCGGCUUCGUUGGUAACCUACUUGUUCUGGCCGUCUUGACGCGAACCAAGAAAUUCCGUACUGUCAUGAACCGGUUUAUUGUACACCUAGCUAUUAGCGAUUUGCUGGUGAGCAGCAUCUGCACUCCACUCUUUAUCAAAAUCAAUUUUUUCUUCGAUUCCGAUUACGACGUCAAGUGCAAAAUAUCAAGAUUUCUUCAAUACCUCGCACCAGAAGUGUCCAUGGUCCUUCUCAUCACAAUCGGCAUCAACAGACACCGGGCCAUCGUCCAUCCUCUCAACAUAAUGACUUACAAGACGGCGAAUAAGCUCAUUGCGUCAGCUUGGCUCUACGCGCUCGCGGUGGUCACUCCCAGCAUCUUUCUGACCCAAGUACUGCACCAUACGAACUUGGAUAACACUACUGUUCGGUACUGCGCCACCAUUCAGACCUCCACACAGGCAGGCCGUGCCUACGUGUUGUUCCUAAGCGUGUUCGGAUAUGUGAUUCCGCUCGUUGUACUGGUUGCACUAUACGCAAGGAUCUCUUGCGUAGUUUGGAAGCGCGAUACGUCUAAAAAUCCACUCCGCACAUCUCGCUCAUUCGAGUCUGUGCUCAAGACGCGUAAGAAGGUCGUGAAGAUGUUCCUUACGGUGAUCUUGUUGUUUUUCGUCACGUGGAUUCCGUUGUUAUUAUAUGUAGGAGUCAUCGAGGGAAUUUUGUACAAGACAGCACGGCGGUUAGACGAAGUACGAAUGGUUCUUUACGCUAUUGGGUUGAGCAAUAGUGUGUGUAAUCCGUUUAUUUAUUCGUUCUUUAAUAAUCGGUUCAGGGACGGGUGUAAGGCGAUUUUCCGUACCUCUGUUAAUGCCCUCAACCUGAGAAAGAGCUUAAAGAGAUUACAGAACCGUGCGCUCGAUUAUUAUCCUUCAGACCAGGCCGGCGAAAGAGAUGAAAACAGUGAGGGCAAAAUAACAAGAAAGGGUGGUUUCAGAGAGACGAAGGGGAGAAAUGACCAGGCUGACAGUAAUAUCGACUCAAAAGGCAUCACCCCUAAACAGGAGGAAUUAAACGACAUACCACAAACUGCUGAAACAACCGAACAAAAUGGGUCUACAGACAAUAGAGUGGUUACAAUCUCUGGUAUUCUUGAACUCGAUCAAGAUGAAUUUAGAGAGAUUCACGGAAAAACCCUCUCUUUUAAACAACCUUCACGUGGUUUAAAGUUAAAAGACAUGGAUAGGGAAAAAGUGGAUAUUCUAAGUCUGAGUUUUGACAGUUAUAACAUGAAACGAAAAUUGCCACUUGAGACGAGCAAGCGGCGCCAAUGUCGUAGCGAAAGCAUGGAUCUAAGGACGGCCAGAGAGUUCGAUAUGAUGGUACAGAAGUACGAAGAAGAAAGCAACCAAGAUUUUGAGGAAGUUUUCUAGAACAAAAUGUUGCUUAUCAUGCACCGCCUUAAAGUAAAGCAACAGAGACAAUAAAGGAAAUAAUUACGAAAAGAAAAAUUAUUUCGCGAAGACUAUUCAUCCAAUCAAUAAAUGGAUCUAAGCAGCUGAAUGCAUAACUACGAGGCACUGUUCAACAACCAGUUUUUGUUGACAAUUAUUGUUUGUUAAGCGAAUCUUAAUUAUUUUUAAAUUAGUGAGUUUUAUUGCUAUUAAACAUCCUUAGCAUAA
Molecule: messenger RNA, 2345 nt
Organism: Nematostella vectensis (starlet sea anemone)
Lineage: Eukaryota; Metazoa; Cnidaria; Anthozoa; Actiniaria; Edwardsiidae
Product: neuropeptide FF receptor 2
Exons: 2
Coding region: 591-2096 (501 amino acids)
Biological process (GO): G protein-coupled receptor signaling pathway
Cellular component (GO): membrane
Molecular function (GO): peptide binding; G protein-coupled receptor activity
Source: RefSeq, a predicted model, not a curated record